This is a messenger RNA of Telopea speciosissima, 2086 nucleotides long. RefSeq names its product NAC domain-containing protein 75-like. The coding region runs from base 278 to 1633 and encodes 451 amino acids. Gene Ontology annotation, cellular component: nucleus. The transcript has 7 exons. Gene Ontology annotation, molecular function: DNA-binding transcription factor activity; transcription cis-regulatory region binding. The record is from RefSeq and is a predicted model, not a curated record. Lineage: Eukaryota; Viridiplantae; Streptophyta; Magnoliopsida; Proteales; Proteaceae. Gene Ontology annotation, biological process: regulation of DNA-templated transcription.
ACUAUCAAUAAAAAUUGAUUAUCUUUAUUUAUUUCACAAAACUAUUUAAUUAAAAAUAGAUACACAGAUGGGUGUGCUGUGCUUUUGAAUGUAUCUCUCUCAGAGUAACACCUGGGUUGGCAGUUUCUUGCUUUUGCUUUACUAGUCAAGAGGCUAAAAACAAAGAGAGGUGAAUCAGGAGGACAUGAGUGGACUGUCAGAUAGAAGGAGAAUUUUGUAACAGAAUCUCUAUUUUAGUUGGAAAGGAGAAGAGAAGAGGAGAUAAAGAUAAAGAGCCAUGAAUAAGAGUCAGAUAGGUUCUAUCACUAGUUCUGAUCUUAUUGAUGCAAAGCUUGAAGAGCAUCAGAUGUGUGGAUCAAAGCAGUGUCCUGGUUGUGGACAGAAACUCGAACGAAAACCGGACUGGUUGGGUCUUCCAGCAGGAGUGAAAUUUGAUCCAACAGACCAAGAACUGAUAGAACACCUUGAUGCUAAAGUUGAAGGCAAAGAUUCUAAAUCCCACCCAUUGAUUGAUGAGUUCAUCCCAACCAUUGAUGGAGAAGAUGGAAUUUGUUAUACCCAUCCAGAAAAGCUUCCAGGAGUUACAAGAGAUGGAUUGAGUCGACAUUUCUUCCACAGACCCUCCAAGGCCUACACAACAGGAACAAGAAAAAGAAGAAAAAUACAGACUGAUUGUGAUCUGCAAGGCGGCGAGACUCGGUGGCAUAAGACCGGUAAGACGAGGCCGGUGAUGGUGAACGGGAAACAGAAGGGGUGUAAGAAGAUUCUAGUCCUCUAUACCAACUUUGGGAAACAUAGGAAACCUGAGAAAACCAAUUGGGUCAUGCACCAAUACCACUUGGGUCAGCUUGAAGAAGAGAAAGAAGGAGAGCUUGUGGUAUCAAAGAUAUUCUAUCAAACACAACCUAGACAAUGUAAUUGGUUGGACCGGGGUGCAACCACCGGCGAAGGGAGCGGCGGCGAGCCUAAUAGAAGCAGUGGGAGCUGUUCUUCUAAAGAAAUUAGUGCACAGAGAGAUGAACUGUCUGGUUCCGGGACUGCAAUAUCAAGCUACACUGCUAUGGAUAUUCACCAAAUGAAAUCUGAUCACCAUUUUAGCUUUGCUCCCCUCAGAAAAAGUUUCGAUGAGCAGGUAGGGAUGGGAGAAGCUUUAAAGGCAAGAGAAGAAUCCACAUCUCAGAGGUGCGACGAGCACGAAGAAGCCGAUCACCUGAGGUCACAUGAUCAUGUGGCCCAUGAACAACAGCAGCAACAACAUCAUCAUCAUCAUCAUCCUGAUCAUCUUCAUCACCACCACCAUCAUCAUCAUCAUCAUCAAUUGGCGACGGCGGCCUACCACAUCAGCAGGCCUACACAUCCAAUCUCCACAAUCAUUACUUCUCCUCCUCUCCAUCACACCUCUAUGGUUCUUGAUGAAGACCCUUACCAUGUUUCAAGAAUAAUUCUCCAAACUGAAAAAUUUCAGCAGCAGCAGCAGCAGCAGCAACAUCAUCAAAAACUGGGAGGAAGGUCUCCUUCUGGUUUGGAGGAACUGUUGAUAGGUUGCACUUCAGCUGACAUAAAAGAGGAGUCAUCCAUCCCAAACCCUCAAGAGGCAGAAUGGCUAAAGUAUUCCUUCUGGCCUGACCCCUGACAACCCAGAUCAACAUGGGUAGGAGGAGCAAGAAAUAAUCAAGAAAAAACCUAAUAGAUUGAUCUUCAUCAUCAGUGCUCCAAUCCCUACCUAACAGUCAUUUCUUUUCAAGAGAAGAAGCCAAGAACACUUCCAGGGUUUACUCUCUUCCUUUCUUUUCAAGGGGUUUGGAUAAGUUUCAGAUGGUUGAUUCAUACUAAGUUACUAAUUAACUGUACAAUAACCCAUGUUGGAAAGAAGUAAAGACAAGAAGAAAAGGGAACCUCCUCAGAGAAAGAGACAAAAAAAAAAAAGGGCAAAAAAGGAAGGCUGGUCUUGCUGAAAAUAGAAGGAGAACCCAAUUCCCAAAGAAAACAAAUCAUGCAUGAAAAUCGUCACCAUCAUGAUUACAAGAAGAUCUUUAACACCAUUCUUAUUAUUAUUAUUGUUAUUAUUUUUUUAAUCUUUUAUAUA